Messenger RNA from Colletotrichum godetiae, 886 nucleotides. RefSeq lists its product as uncharacterized. The record is from RefSeq and is a predicted model, not a curated record. Bases 122 to 799 code for a protein of 225 amino acids. The transcript is spliced from 2 exons. Lineage: Eukaryota; Fungi; Ascomycota; Sordariomycetes; Glomerellales; Glomerellaceae.
GAGAUAUACGACAAAAAAGAGGGAAGCCAAAAAGCCUAGAUCCUUGCCCGUACUAUACAAAAAAGAACAGCAUAAAGUCUUGGCCGACUUGAGAUUUCUCAGGAACCGCCCGGCAAUCCAAAUGUUUCGUGCCUCCGCCGUUGUCUCGUAUGUAUGGCAAACGCACCACGCGCCCGCCGAUUUUGCCCCCCUGUUUCGUUCUCUCACUCGGGAAAAGCGCAGACCGCACGCAGUAGGCAACGAUGUUGGCGUCCGGCGGGGCUCUGGGGAAAUCGGGGGACACCCGGCCGAUGUCAACGAUGUGCCGGCCGGGCGAAUCCUACAAAGGCGAUCGUAUACACCGUCGGCGUCGGCUUCGUUCUUGUUCGGUUUCGGAAUGUGGGGUCUCUCUCACUCUCUAGCAGGUCCGUUCUCCUCGUCCACGGGUUCUAGCUGUUGCUGCAGCAUUUCACCUUUUACCCGUGCUUCCUCCCAAUCCUUCAUCCUUCUUUUGCCACUUGGGUCGAGUCAGUCGCGACAUGUCAUCAUCAGAACUCUGCAGUACGUCCAAAACCAUGGCUUGCUUUCCGACGGGAUGAGAAUUAAGCCCCCCCCUCCCAAGGGGUUUUUAAUCAAUGAUGUCGCCGGCGGCCGAACCGGCGAUUGGAAAUUUCGGAAAGGAUUCCGCCAAGGUUCACGGCCUCGGCCGCCCGCCGCUCGAUUCUUCAUGGCGUCUAAAGUCUGCACAAUGCUCGGACGUCUCUGUAGAAGGGGGAGGCAGGCACUAGCUAGCUGUCGUCCAACGUCGCAAGGCAGAUAAUUCGGCAACAUGGUGCGGCACGACGUUCGAGAUAGUCUUGACAAGUUGACACGACCAGAGCGAUGUGGUAGAAACGUAGUCUACGGA